Molecule: messenger RNA, 3946 nt
Organism: Caenorhabditis auriculariae
Lineage: Eukaryota; Metazoa; Nematoda; Chromadorea; Rhabditida; Rhabditidae
Source: the annotation of a GenBank genome assembly
AUGGAUCCAACUGCUCUUAUACUACCGAAUGCUACCCUUUUUGCAGGUAACUUUCAGUUUUUUUUCUCGAACCAAAAAAUCCCAAACUCAUACCAACUAUUCAGAAUCCCAUCACACGCCUCUAAUCAAAAUCUUCAUCGAAAAUUCUCGGAAUCUACCAUCCGAUUUUGAAAAUGUGACUCAGGCAGUUCUGCUCAUAAUUUCGGCUCUAUUCACUUUCGUUGGUGCUCGAAUCGCUCUACAUUUGUCGUGAGUUACAACUCAAUAAUCUUCUGGCCGCAUAUAGAAUGGCUAUCACUGUUUUUGUAAAAAAAAAAGAAGAGAUCAACGACAGCCUGAAGAGACUCCAGGGAGGUGAAAGAGUGUCUAUUUCUCUGGCGUCUCUUUAAUUUUUAGCUGAUCUCCAACUCUCUAAUUUAUGCUCUCAAACCUCUCAAAAGCUUUAGUGAAAAAGGUAAGCGAGAGAUCAACGAAAAGUCAAGAGACGCUAGGCGACGAGACAACUUUGUUUCUCUGACGUCUCUUCUACUUGUUGUAUAUGCAACUUCCUAAUUUAUGCUCUCACACUUUUCAAAAGCCUUGUUGAAAAAGGUAAGCGAGAGAUCAACGAAAAGUGAAGAGACGUUAGGCGACGAGACACCUUUGUUUCUCUGGCGUCUCUCCAACUUGUUGUUGAUCUCCAAAUCGUUCUAACUCAUGUCUUCACAUCUCUCAAAAGCCUUGAUGAGAUCGAAAACCGGCGAGAGAUCCACGGCUAACCAAGAGACGCUAGGCAGAGAGACAGUUUUGUUUCUUCGACGUCUCUCCUUUUUUUGUCAGUCUCCCGCUUCCUAACCGGUGCUCUCAUAAUUCUCAAAAGCCUAGGAGCGAUUGAAAAACGGAAGCGAGAGAUCAACGACAAGUGAAGAAACGCUAGCCGACGAGACAGCUUUGUUUCUCUAGCCUCUCUCCUUUUUUGUCAGUCUCUAACUUCCUAUUUAGGCUCUCAAAUCUUUUAAAUGCUUUGGUGAAAAAGAUAAGCGAGAGAUCAAAGACAAGUCAAGAGACGCUAGGCAGCGAGACAGCUUUGUUUCUCUAGAUUCUCCUCACUUCCCUUAAUCUGUGGCUUCAAAAUUCCUUAGCGCUUCGCAGCCGCAACGCUUCAAGCCAUUCUCCAUGCGACCAACCUAAUUUUUCAGCGUUUUCCACUGGAAUCUACGCAUGAUCAUGGUCGCAUGUCUACUAAUUUGGGUGGAACUCGCCUUGAGCCGAACUCUCUGCUUCGUUUUCCAUUUCGAUUAUGUCUACUUGAAGAAUCAGAGUAUUUUUUUAUUUCAAAAAAAUUUUUUAAAAAAUUAUUUUAGAUGAUUCUCUACUAUCUCCAUGCGAAACCGACGGCUCUUGCAACUUUUGGGAAAAUUGGCAAACGCCUCUAUUUUUGGCGGCCUUUUUCCGAUAUCACUACCUAUUUUUCAUGCUUCAAUUACCGUUAUGCAUCGUUUUCGAGCGAGCUUUUGCGACUGUCUUUGUCAGGUGAGUGGAAAAUCAUGUUUAAAAAAGAUUUGUUAAGAAAACUGCUGAGAGUUUAAAUUUUGGCCAUAAAUCGGCCUUCAAAAAAACUAAAAUCGUAAACUUUUCGACGGAAGGAAAUAUCUUCUGAGCGUUUUUCUUCAAAUUUACAAUGAACUUCUAAAGUUUCAAGUUUUUCGGUUCUAAUUUUUGGAAAUAGUCCUUUUUCUUUGUUCAGUAAGUUUCAAUUUUUCUUUUCACUUCACUUAGAAAUUAUAUAGUGGUCUCUAUAGGUAAUAGGGGGGAACACAGUCCCUAUAGGGAACGAAAAAGGGGUCCCUAUAGUGAUUUAGGGUCUGAUUGCUUAGCCACAAAAGCUUAAGUGGUCCCUAUAGGAGUUGUCCAAUUCAAUAAAGGUUUUUUUUUCGGCUUUUCGCAUGGAAAUGCUUCUUCGCCCAGAGUUCGUAAAAUCGACUAGCAUGUCCCCUGUAGGGGCCACUAACUAAAACCCCUAAAGGGACCCCUUUUGCAAGCUUUAGUGGGCCCUAUUGGGGUUGGUAAAGAGUACCUUCAAAGGGCCCUGAGGCUGCUCCUCUGGAAUUCCUGAGUAACUCAGGUUUCGAAAAAAAAAACUUGGGAGUCCUUAAAAAUUUUUUCACCUAAAUCUUCCUUGAAGUUUACUACGGAACUUGAAAAAAAAAUCUGAAGUUUUUUCUGGAAUAAAAAUGACGGAUGGAGGCUUUACCGAUAAUUGUUUAGAUGCAGAAAAACAGAACCUUUAAAAUUCAAGUGAAAAUUCAAUAAAAAUCUACCAAAUCCCAUAACUUCCAGAGACUACGAGAGGAAACGUCGUCGCUGGGUUUUCUUCCUAAUAUCCGGCCUGAGCAACGGGUUUUCCACGUUUAUGGCUUGCCUAGCCGUCACUUCCAAUUUAAACUUCCAUCAGACCAUCAUAACCGUCUCAUUCACCAUGUUCUUGUCUGCCUUGGUAGGUUUUAUUCUUCUCUGACCGCACUUAGAAUGGCUCGUUUCCCCGACUUGAAACGGCUUGCGCGCUUUGAGCCAUUCCCAACACUUCAAUUACAGCUCUACCUGUACCUGAGCUACCACAACCUCCAACAACUGUUCAUUUUGGAAAAUGAACAUAUUUUCAUGUUUUUUAUAUGUUUUGACCGCACUUAGAAUGGCGGCUCGUUGCUAAGCGACAUGACCCGACUUAAAACGGCUUGCGCGCUUUUCUCAACCUCAACGCGACCGCAAUGAUUUGAGCCAUUCCCAACACUUCAAUUACAGCUCUACCUGUACCUGAGCUACCACAACCUCCAACAAUUGUUCAUUUUGGAGAACGAGCAUCGUCGGACCAACUAUUCACUCAGUAUUCGGUACCAGCUGAAGGAAAACGUCAAGACUUUAAAGGUUCUUUUUUCAAAUUGAAUAUUUCUCGACUCAUUUCUUCCAGUUGAUGCGCCAGUUCUUCGUCACAAUGUCAAUAUUCAUUCUAGCCAUGUCCUUGUCGGUAUAUAUCCCAGUUGGUUUUCAAAUGCCUCUCGAUGUAAUUAUUGCGUCACGACAUACGGUUGAUCACAUAUUUCAUGCGUAAGUGCUUAUAGUCCAUUCAGAGCGACUUGACAAUCUGCGUCCCUCUGUUCCCUCGCCGGCGAGGUCAGAGAAACAUGAAAAUAGCACGUAAGCAUGAGAGGGACGUUGAGAGACGAGGAGGGCGCAGAGUCGCAAAACCAUAAAAAUUCAAAAAAAAAAAUUUUUUCUUUCGAAAAGCCUUCUGGGUAGUUCAGACAGUUUCAAAUUACUUAUUCCAAAAAAUUUGCCUUUUCGCUUCAAAAAUUUUUUUCAAAAACCGUCUUAACUUAUCAAAACGCCUGUUAAAUACUCAAGAAAGUGAAAAAAAUAUUAAUAUUACAAUUUUGAAAUGAAUAAAUAAAUAAAAAAUGUAACUUUCAGCUACUAGAAACCAUUAAAAAAAGUCCUCAUUUUUUUCGAAUUUAUCAGAAAAAUUUUUCUCGAAAAAUCGUUCAUUUUCAGUAAGGAAUUCACUGAUUUUUUUGAAUUUGAAAAUUUUUUUUUCAGAAAUCCAAUCUACAUGGUCCCCACCGCAAUACUAACCGUCAAAGACUACCGAAAAUAUUUAAUCAAAAGAAAUUCGGGAAUUUUUUUCGGCCUCACUUCGACUAUACAACUUCGACCGGAACCAAAAGUAGGAAUAAAAAUUUUUUUUCUAAAAAAUAUUUCUUCAAAAAUAAGAGCCUUCCAGCUCAAAAAUAGAGAAAAAAAAAUAUUUUUAGGCAUUUUCAAACCGUUCGCUUUUAAAAACUUUCCAUACUUCCUACUAAGCCCAUUUCGCAUAGCAAAUUCGCUCUAACGCCAAAAAUUUCAGAUAAUCACAACUUCUGACGCCGACAUGUGCUUCGACGUCUUCAGAAGGACGAUGGAAAAUCGUUAA